Molecule: messenger RNA, 2251 nt
Organism: Coffea arabica (coffee)
Lineage: Eukaryota; Viridiplantae; Streptophyta; Magnoliopsida; Gentianales; Rubiaceae
Molecular function (GO): ubiquitin protein ligase activity
Source: RefSeq, a predicted model, not a curated record
UUCUCGUUCUCUUGUUAGAAGUAGUAGUAGCCUUCCUCCAGCCUCGGACAUCGGAUCGUUCCAUGCUCAACACGUUUCUUUCCUAUCUUUGUUCCCUUGCUUUCUCUCUAAUUAAACGCUACAAAAAGGCCUUCUCCUCCUUCCAUAGCGUUCAGUGAUCACAACAAGAAAGAAACUGCAUGUAUCUAUUUGUACGAGGAAAUUGAAGGUUGCUGUAUGAUUUCCAUAUCUGUGUGUUCUACAGGAAUUUCUUGUGUUUAAGCUCUUCAAUAAGUUUGGAGGAGCUCUUGCGUUUUGUAUGAAUAAGGGUAGAUAGUAAAGUAAGAUGGAUGAGUUUUCUGGUAAGAGACACAGAGUUGGGGUGGUUGUCCCCAGAAAAGGAUCUAGACUUGUUUCCAGGGAUACCAUUGAUAAAAGAGAUCAAAAUGCUGAAUUUUGCAAUCGUCUUGGAUGCAAUGGAAGACUUAAAUAUGGAAAGAGUAAUCAAAGUGAUUGUGCUGACAAAUCCAAAAAUAUAAGGCCUUCCUGUCAUUCUUCAAAUGGCAAGCAGAUUACUAGGAGCUCCCCAGAGACUUGUUUUCCAAUUAAUAAUGGAAGAAAAUCACGACGUGAUUCUGAUUCUUUUGGGAAAUCUUUGUCUAACUUGGACAAUGAUUCUGCAGAAUCUUGUGGUGUUCGGUGUGAGCCAGAUGUUACGGAACACAUCCCUUUAGUAAAUAGGAAUAACACGGUACUUCAGCCUGAUUUACAAGAUUCAAGUGCUGGUAAAGUCACACUGACAGAAGUAGGGAGUUCAAGCACAGGAUCAAGUAAUAAAUCUCAUAUAGUAUUUCGUCACAAGCCUCCGUCUGGCUGUCAAAAUCCUCUUCCUGGUCCCUCUGUUACAUCUGUUAUUUCUACAUCAAAUAGCAUGGCUUCAGGGUCUAGGAACUACAAUGGGAGUCGGUAUGGUUUAAGAAAUUUAAGAUGCAACUCAAUAUCUGAUGUUAUCCCACGAGGUGGUUCAGCCUCAGAAUCUAAGGUUAAGAGGGAUGUUUUAAGAAAAAGAAGUCCUGAAGCACAAAGUAGUGCAUCUUCUUCAGGAAGAAGAGGUAGCAUGGCUCGUUCUGAAGAUGGACAUGUCUCCGCCUUCAAUACAGGAAUCUCUGUCACUGGCUCAAGACAUGGUAGAAGCUGGGUUUCAAAUAGUGAUUCUCGCACUGCACCUCUGAGGACUCGGAAGGGAUUGAACUCAAAUACUAGGAUUGGGCUUUCAAAUCUUGACAACAGAAAUGCUUUAUUAACCAGUGAAUCCAGUAGCGGUAUUGCACAAUUAUCUAGACCUGAAACUCCUAAUAGUGCAUCUUAUCAAUCUUCCAUGGAAGGUUCUUCAAAUGCUUCAAGCUCCUGUAGACUAUCUGCGAGAACUGGUAUAAUGUCCUUGACGCCCACAGAACAUGGUAUUACUCAUGCUUUGCGGCGACGUAACCUGAAUGGAGUUGCUGAGGUACUACUAGCUCUUGAGAGAAUUGGACAAGAUGAAGAGUAUGAGCAAUUACUUGCUUUGGAGAACGAUUUAUUUCUUGGCCACCUUAACUUCUACGACCAGCACAGAGAUAUGAGAUUAGACAUUGAUAACAUGUCGUAUGAGGAAUUACUUGCUUUAGAGGAGAGGAUGGGUACUGUGAGCACAGCACUCUCAGAAGAGGCAUUUGCUAAAUGCAUCACGAAAUGCAUAUACCAGACUGCUACGGCAGAUGUUGGGGCUGCUGGAUGUAGUGACGAUGAAGCUGAUAUUAGAUGCGGUAUUUGCCAGGAAGAGUAUGUAGCAGGUGAUGAAAUUGGGAAGCUGGGAUGUGAACAUGGUUAUCACGUGGUAUGCAUACACCAGUGGUUACGGUUGAAGAAUUGGUGUCCCAUUUGCAAGGCUUCAGCUGCACCAUCCCAGUCUUCUUUGUCGUCCUAAGCUCAACUGCCAAGCUAUACAAGGACACUAAAUAACAUACCCAUGUACAAAAUUACAGAGUCUGGUCAUGCUUUUGCACCGCCUUCCUUUUCUCAUUUUUUCCCUUCUGACGUAAAUAGUUUCUUAGCUACAUUCAGUUUAGUAAGCAAUAACUGAUUUCUAAGUGGAAAUUUAAAGAUAGGAUAGGAGAGUUAAGAUGUUGAUACUCCUUGGAAAUUUGUUUACAUCUAAAAUAAUGUAACAUUUGUAUCUUUCUAAAACUCUAUAAAGUAAACAUGAUUUCUAUUCCAUUGAACAAAUUUGAGA